Molecule: messenger RNA, 330 nt
Organism: Microthlaspi erraticum
Lineage: Eukaryota; Viridiplantae; Streptophyta; Magnoliopsida; Brassicales; Brassicaceae
Source: the annotation of a GenBank genome assembly
AUGGUUUCAAUUGAUCUAGAAGAACAGAUAAUCUACAGAAAGCUUCUGCUAAACGACAUCGUUGAAAAGCUGACGAGAUCAAGUGCAAAUAUCGGAUUCAGCGAACAGAAAGGACACCCAAAGUUUACGUGGUUUGUGAAGGGAGAGAGGGCACCGGGAGGAGGAGGGAGAAGGAUAGUGGAGACGAGCCGGAGAGAGCGAGAGUCGAUGACAGAGACGGAGGAACCAGAGGCGAAGGCGAAGAGACCAGAGGGACUAAGAUCGGAGGAUUUGAAGUUGUUGCGGCUUGGAGGACUGGUAGAAUCCCAUGUAUCCGGAGACGGUUUUUGA